UCUCAUCCACAGAGAGGGAUUUCGCACGCGCGCUUCUGAUGGACCGAGUCACCGCGGACUCACGAGCUCCAGCAGCGGCUCAGCCCAGCGGUUUCUCCAACGGAUUAAAAGCGGGAACUUUCUGCAGCUCUGAGGAAAAUACGGCAGCCUCUGAGCCUCUCUACACACACACACACAUUCACUCACGAAGAGAGAGAGAGAGACGGACAGCCGCUGUAUGUUCCUAUAUCCUGCUCUCACUGUUUCUUUCCUCGGUUAAUAACAGUGUUAUUUAGAGUGAGGAGCUGCAGGGCAGGCCUGCGGACUAACACUGCAGGCGUGUGGCCCUUUCUACCAAUCAGGAGAUGCCGAGAUUACAGCCCCCCAACAGCACCUCCAGCAUCGCCAACAAUGAUUAUGAAUGGAGGUACGAAUACUACGAUGACGAGGAGCCCGUGUCCUUCGAGGGACUGAAGGCGCACAGAUAUUCUAUUGUGAUUGGUUUCUGGGUGGGCCUGGCUGUGUUUGUUAUUUUCAUGUUCUUCGUGCUGACUCUGUUGACCAAGACAGGAGCUCCACAUCCAGAGAGUGCUGAGCCAUGCGAGGACUGUGUGCAUCUGACCAGCUGUGUUGAAGAAUUAGGCCGCCCGAGGGAAGCAGACAACACGAGAGCCGGUCUGUCCCGGCCUUUACUGGAGGAGUCACGCUUUCUCUUCAACUGCUACAUUAAUGAAGAAGAGCAGGCAGGGGAACGCUCCCUGGACAGAGCCUGCAGGGCUCAUGCACAGUUCAGCAGCUCUGAGUCGAGCAGGCAGGUGGAGGCCGGCCUUAUUGUUCAGAGAAACCAGGCGGAGACGAGUGAGGAUAACGAGGCCGCUUUUCUGGCACACUUCAACAUCCCAAACUUUGUGAACUCUGAACUCAGUUCCACACUGGGGGAUGAUGACUUGCUGUUGGGGGACCCGCCGAUAAUCAUGGACAGUGAGUCUCAUAGCCACAGCACUCACCAUAUUAGAGACUAAACAAGUGAACCACCAGCAUUGUGUCUGAGCUGAGCUACACAAAACAGGACUGCAUGGUCGCUGAAUACAGCUGCACAUGUUCUGCACACUUCAGCCUGAGUGAAAUGAAUGAGGUCAUAUAACAUGGAAAACAAUGGAGCACGCAACGUUUGGUAUGUAAAUGGGCACGGUAGGAAAAGGUUUGCAGGCCGAGAGGGUCAGAGAUGGUACAAAAGUGAAAGAUGUGCCUCUUGAGAAGCUGCUAACAAAACAUAUUUCUAGGCAUGCACCGGAAUAUCAUUUUGGUCGAAACAGAAACUGAACAAAUCCAAACUUUUGGGCAAAUGAUGUAUAUCGAUUUUUUUUUUUUUUGCAGUUUUUCAUUUAUUUUCUCAUUUUUCACCACUGACUUAAUUAAACAGCCUAACCCUGCAUUCACACUGCCAGGUGACAGAGCAUCAAGCGAUCAUAACAUUUCUCCCAAAUUUCAAAUAAAAAUAUUGUCAUUUAGAGAAAAUAAGAAAUAGCUGAAAAAACAAAAAAGAUGCAGAGCUUUCAAACCUCAAAUAAUGCAAAGAAAACAAGUUCAUAUUCAUAAAGUUUUAAGAGUUCAGAUCAAUAUUUGAUGGAAUAACUGGUUUUAAAUCACAGUUUUCAUGCAUCUUGGCAUGUUCUCCUCCACCUGUCUUACACACUGCUUUUGGAUAAAUUUAUACCACUCCUGGUGCAAAAAUUCAAGCAGUUCAGCUUGGUUUGAUGGCUUGUGAUCACCCAUCUUCCUCUUCCAUCUUCCUCUUCCUUUUCAAUUUGGUAAAAUCAAAGAAACUCAUAAUUUUUAAGUGGUCUCAUAUUUUUUUACAGAGCUGUAUAUCUUCAGCAGUGUGGGUCUGAACAUGACAAAAUGUCUGACGGCCUCUGAAGAUAUUUUCCAGUUUUAUGUGAUGCAUCUUUGCACAAAUACAGGGACAGUUCCGGGGGAAGAAAGUAGCAGAUAGCUUAAUAGGUAGCUUGCUAGAUUAGAUACUGCUAAUAAGCCACGCCUGUACAUACAUAUAUUUCUGCUCACACACAACACAAGCAGCCUCACACACUCCCAAAAGAGACAGUGAUUUGUCACUUGCCAGUGUGAACACAGGGUAAAUGUACACAGUAAAUCUGUCGGUGUUAAUGAACACUUUUAUUGUUAAAUUAAUACUGCAAGUAAUUAUAAAGCUACAAUAAAAAAUAUUUAGUGUACCUUUUUUUUCGCACAAUAAAAAGCACCAUGUUAUAAGGUGCACUAUUAAUAAACAUCUAUUUUCUGGUGUAUUUUCAAACACAAGGUGCACUGGAUUAUAAGGUGCAUUAUGCGACACUAGUAAGGAACAGCGGUCGUCAUGUUUUCCUUCGAAUUCCUUCUCGCUAGGUGGUGAGACCUCUAUAGCUAAGCUAAGUAAACAAAACUGUAAUUCUUAAAAAAGAUAUAUUUUAAAGUCAGAUGAGCGGUGGUGUUAAUGCAUAAAAAUGAACUUAAACUUGCCGGUUGUUGACUGCUUGCCGGCUCCCUGACUGAUUCUAAAGAACAGAUCUGUGAUGUGAAACGCAAGGCGGCCAGAGAUAUUGCAAUAUGACUUCAAAUAAAUAUGUAUCAAUUAUUAUAUUAUUAUUUUCAGUUGCCAAAUAAUUUCAGUUGCCAAUAUUUGGUGCGUCCCUACUUAUUUUAGUUCAUCCUCAUGUGUUCUCACCUUAUAAUACGUAAGGUGUGGGGAUAAUAACUCUCUUUUUUUUUGAGUUAUUAUAAGAAUAAUAACUCUUCUUUAGAUAUAGCAGUUAUCUGCAGGGGCUAUACAGGGCUUUUACCUUUUGUACACUAAAAUGAUUUUACAUAAUACUAAUAAUGGAUCAGCAAUUAUGAAGAAGGCUUAUUAGAAAGAGCAUCACACAUAACACAUGUGAAGGGGGCCACACACUUUUCUAGCAGGGGCUCAUUAGAUAAAGUCAGACUGAUAAAUCAGACUGGCCAUCAGAACUCAAUACUUGAAUUAUAUAUUGGAAGAAAGCCGUGUGGAAGACAGCAGUGCAAUGGAGGCGGUAAAAAAAAGGGACAUUUAUACUGUAUGUAAGCAUCGCAGCAACCCAGCCAAACAUUAUCUGAAACGGAUCUUGGGACAUUAAAAUGUUAUAUAAGCUGUUGAAUUCUGCUGUAAACAAAAGGAUGAGCAGCUGAAGAUGUGCUAGUAUCUGUUGCCUUCAUCAUAAUUUGCAUUAAGGACGUUAUUUUCUAACUGCUUUGUGCAUGGAUGGUGCCCUGGACUGACCAAACUGGAGCCAGACCUAAAUCCAACUAAAACGGAUACAAAUAUUACACAAAUGUGAUACUGUGGACCUUCAUAUAAGCCUUGCUUGGACAACCACAACAAAAAAUGAAGCAACUCUCCAGCUGCCACACUCCAAAUUCACCGUACACUGGCUGCACUCAUCAGCGUAAAGUUGCUGUAGAUUACACCUUUGUUUAAGCAAGUAUCCGUUUACUAUUUAAGACUGGACUGAUUUUUUUAUGCUCUGUUGUGGACUUGGACUUAUUGUGGUGUUGUGUACUUUUGCACUUGUUAAGACCAGUUCAAAACUGUGCCAGGUUACCAGAAAAUGUUAAGAAACUGCCUUUACAACCAUAUUACUCUGUAAUGUUUAGAAACAGGACAUGUUUUGAGAGGACAAUGUAGCACAUGCAUUAUUCUUGGCCUUGUAUUAAAUCCAGUCAUAUAUUA
Molecule: messenger RNA, 3727 nt
Organism: Astyanax mexicanus (Mexican tetra)
Lineage: Eukaryota; Metazoa; Chordata; Actinopteri; Characiformes; Acestrorhamphidae
Gene: mrap2a
Product: melanocortin 2 receptor accessory protein 2a
Exons: 3
Coding region: 345-1001 (218 amino acids)
Biological process (GO): protein localization to plasma membrane; regulation of adenylate cyclase-activating G protein-coupled receptor signaling pathway
Cellular component (GO): endoplasmic reticulum; plasma membrane
Molecular function (GO): type 5 melanocortin receptor binding; signaling receptor regulator activity; type 4 melanocortin receptor binding
Source: RefSeq, a predicted model, not a curated record